CAAUAAGUCUGCGUCAGUUUCAACAAAAUAAAAAACCAAGUAUUUAUUGUUGAUAAAAAAAGAAUUUUAAUUAAAAAUAAUGUCAUCAGUACUAGUACCAGAAAUUCCAGCUCCAGGAUUUUCUUUUGAUUUAUGCAAAAGAAAUGAAUUAUUGGCUAAAAAAGGAUAUGCAGCACCAAAAGCUCAAAAAACCGGUACUACAAUCGUCGGGAUAAUUUAUAAAGACGGUGUAAUUCUUGGUGCUGAUACUCGUGCUACUUCUGGUACAAUAGUAGCUGAUAAAAACUGUUCUAAAAUUCACUUUCUGUCUCAAAAUAUUUACUGUUGUGGAGCCGGUACAGCAGCAGAUACUGAAAAAACAACAGAAAUGAUAGCAAGUCAGUUAGAAUUACAUCGUCUUAAUACAGGACGUGUACCACGAGUUGUAACAGCUAAUAGAAUGCUAAAACAGCAUUUAUUUCGUCAUCAAGGGCAUAUUGGUGCUGCUCUAGUACUUGGAGGUGUUGACAUUGAUGGUCCACAUUUGUAUGCUAUUUUUCCUCAUGGUUCUAGUGAAAAUUACAUGUUUACUACUAUGGGAUCUGGUUCUUUAGCUGCAAUGGCUGUAUUUGAAAGCCGAUGGAGACCUGGAUUAACUGAAGAAGAAGGAAAAGAAUUAGUAGCAGACGCAAUUCGUGCUGGAGUCUUCAAUGAUUUGGGAUCAGGUUCCAAUGUUGAUAUUUGUGUAAUACGCAAUAACGAAGUACGUGGUGGAGUAUUUGAUUCUCGUAGUGUUGAUUAUAUUCGCCCGUAUGAUAUUGCUAAUGAAAAAGGGAAACGUCAAGGUUCUUAUCGUUAUAAACGUGGUACAACAGCUGUUCUUGACAAAUCAGUGCGUCCAAUUGUCAUUGAGCACGAGGCUGUACGUAAAAUUGAGUUGGAAUCAAUGGAUACAUCAUCUUAAAAAUAAUAUAUUAUUUUUAUUAAUAUAUAUAUACCAAUACAUCAAAUUUUUCAUCUUUCUUUUCUUUUUUUCUUUUUUUUUUAUCUAGACAUAAUUAAACGAUUGGAAUAAAGUUAUUAUGGAAAAAUAAACAUUAAAAAAUGAUAUA
Messenger RNA from Microplitis mediator, 1091 nucleotides. It is a transcript of the gene Prosbeta2, whose product is annotated as proteasome subunit beta type-7. Gene Ontology annotation, molecular function: threonine-type endopeptidase activity. The transcript has 4 exons. Bases 80 to 943 code for a protein of 287 amino acids. The record is from RefSeq and is a predicted model, not a curated record. Lineage: Eukaryota; Metazoa; Arthropoda; Insecta; Hymenoptera; Braconidae. Gene Ontology annotation, cellular component: proteasome core complex.